Messenger RNA from Hydractinia symbiolongicarpus, 2539 nucleotides. RefSeq lists its product as uncharacterized. The coding region runs from base 207 to 2381 and encodes 724 amino acids. The transcript has 2 exons. Lineage: Eukaryota; Metazoa; Cnidaria; Hydrozoa; Anthoathecata; Hydractiniidae. The record is from RefSeq and is a predicted model, not a curated record.
GUUCAAGCUGGACAAAUCUUUUAAAUCUCUUUGUUUAUUUGAUUGCGACGAACUGUAGGUUUUCUUCUAAAUAAAACUCUGCGAGGGAGAGUGAUGUUAUUGAAACGUUUUAGCAGAUUGUGUGGACUACUUAUAAAUUUAUCGCGCUAACUUGCAGUCCGUCUUUUUUCUUUGAAGAGCAAUUAACUGAACCACGUGCAAAAACAAUGAAUAUGGAACCACUGCACACAUCGUCUUCGGUGCCGUCAAUUUCGUUAACGUCACAAAUGACCAUCGAAAACGAAGAAGACGUUGAAGAUAUAUACUCGAGAGGAAGAAGUGACAGUUUUUUAGAAAAAAUGAAGCAAAGCGUACCCUCACCGGCAAGAAUACCGUCGCCGAAAACACAUCGGAAGAAUCACGGAAGCCGAAGCGAAAACGGCAAUCAUCACCAACGUCAUUAUCGUUCUCCGUCGUCGCCAAUAUUAAAAAGACGUCAGCAACGGGUAGUGGACGAUAGCGAGGGAAUAUAUUUAUCUGUUGAAAGUAUCGGUGGACGCCCUCGAAGUAGCAGUGAUACGGAUGUACGAAAGCAUAAAAAACAUCACAUGCGGAGAGCACGAAGCAACUCUAACAUCAGUAACAAAAAACAAUCAUACGUACAUGGCGAUGAAGGGAUAUCACCUUUAGCUUCACCGCUUACAUCGCCUUGCGCUUCUCCACAUGUAUCUCCCAGUGGUUCUCCUACGCUAACAAGACCUGCGAGUAAAGUACCAGCGUCGGAGAUACCUGAUGAUACACUCACCCGUAGGAGUUUUGACGUUAAGGGUAACAUCAAAAAUGGCGAAAAAGAAUGGACGAAGGAGAGUGCUUUAAAUAUGAUUGAAGCGUUAUCUGCGCAAUGCGAUAGCAACAUUGUUGAUGUAGAAUCGCAAAUUAAUAUCACGUUUUUACAACUCGCCACUGCUCUUGACAAUCGAAGGAAAGAACUUCUAGAAAAGGCUCGAACGCUUUACGACCAGAAGAAACAAACGUUAAAGAAAUCCCGAGAAAGGUGUCUGAGAAGUAGACGUUCUAUUUCUCACCAAAGUUCUAUUGAUGAGAAUGAAGUCAAAACAAACGGUUAUCAGAACGGGACGUCGUCCAGCAAAAGGCGAAGUUCUGUUGACGAUCAAGACGAUAUAUUACAACAUAAUGGUAUACUAGAACCAUGGAAAUUGUCAUCAGAGGUAGACAUAAAUGAAAAAAAAGAAGUAAGCUCCGAGCCAAUAGCUAACAAUGAAGGUGUCUUCUCGGAAGUUUUAGAAGAAGGAAAUUUAACUUUCACAUUCAACGAAGAAGUGUCAGAAAUGUUUAACAACAUUGGUGUAAUCGGAAAUGAUUUAUCUUCUCCCCAGUUCUCUUUUACAAAAGGUUUAUGCAAAAGUUUUGCAUUGGCUGGUGACGAGGUAUACUUCGAAGUUCAUACAAGAAAUACUAAGGGGGAGGUGACGUUUAAUAAUCGCGACAAGUUACAAAUUAACGCCGUCGACUGUGACGGAGAAAAAAUUAACGUUGUUUUGAAUACAUUGGCAAAAAACAACAAGAAAGGAAUUAUUACCAAUACGAGUCAAAUAUCACAUGUCGCUCUUGCUCAUCGAUAUUACGCGCCAUUUUUUGUAGCAAACAAACCAGGUGUUUGCAAAAUUGAAAUUUCAUUAAACGAUGUUGAAAUUGAAACAAGUCCGAUAAGAUAUACCAUCUAUCCUAAGAUGAAUCUGACAUUCGAUUUAAAAACACCCCAAGAAAAGAAGGAACAAGUUAUUGCGCCAUUGUGUGGGUUUAUUCCUCUCAAUAACAUCGACGAUCGAAGACGGCGGUCGUUUAUACGACGCGAAAGCAGUGAAGACGCUGAUUGGCAGGAUUCUCCGUGGGUGGUUCAAAAGGGUGAUAAAUCUACUUUACUGCAAUCAUCAAACGAAAUGCCUUCAUAUAUUUAUGCGGCCACUGUUGUGACAGGUCUUUGCGCGUGGAAAAUAAGAGUAAACUCAGCGUGUGCAAGUAUUACACUCUCCAUCGGAGUGGGCACACGAACCGGCAUACCUGAUAUUGACGAGCAUUUUUCCUGUUUUUUUUCUGUUGGUAAUUCAGAUUCGAAUUCAAGCAAAAAUGACGGCAAACCUAAAACGCCUGUGAGAAGGUCUUCGUCGUUUACGCGACUCUCUUUAACGUAUGCCGUCUUAUUAAACACAGACGAAGGAGUGGUUCGUGUCGUGUCGGAAAUGGAUAACGAAGACAAAACUGUCAGUAUUAAUCGAGAAAUCUUAGAGAAAUCGAACUUAUUUCCCUUUUGUGCGAUGGUUCAUCAUCACAAAAAUUGUUUACUGCAAGUUUGUCCACGACCGCAGAUAACUCUGCUGUGAGAAUUUAAAAUAAUUUUUAAAUGAUUUUUUAGUAAUAUUAUCCAAUAAAAUUUAUACUGGGGAAGCUAUAGUUAACUACUCUAGUCUGUUAAUGAUAAGUUACUUUUUUUCUAUACAAUACAAUACCCCAGUGUGUUUUGUCUGUCACACAAAUACGA